This is a messenger RNA of Alternaria atra, 3069 nucleotides long. RefSeq lists its product as uncharacterized. Gene Ontology annotation, molecular function: metal ion binding. Lineage: Eukaryota; Fungi; Ascomycota; Dothideomycetes; Pleosporales; Pleosporaceae. The record is from RefSeq and is a predicted model, not a curated record. The transcript has 4 exons. Bases 1 to 3069 code for a protein of 1022 amino acids.
AUGUCACUGCGCUCUGAUGAAGAUAUUGAGGGGGGCGAAUAUGAUGUGGAAUGUAUCCUAGCCGAGCAGUGGCGAGGCUCCUGGGAUGUACAGCCCUUCGGUGCGGGCAUUAAAUACUUGACCAAGUGGGAGGGCACUUGGGAACCAGCAGUCAACUUCAACGACGUCUCGACACAACCUGAAGAGCCCUCAAGCACCACCGCACUGGAAUUAUGGAACGAAAAGAAAGCGAAAACUAGCAGAGCUGACUUCAGGAAGCUAUGCGACAGAAACAUAGCAAGAUAUGAGGCAGCGCUUAACAACCAACAUGAGGUGUCGCCUCUGGAAGGUGCUCUUGUAGAUAGAGAAGCUGCAGACUCCAGUCAAAUCAACCACUUAUUUGUGGACAGUUCUACUACGGACAACGCGGAGCUAUUCGCCAGACAGCCUCCAAAAGCGCGCAAGCCUCCCGUGGUGCAGUCAGAAUCCUCUUCUUCUGAAGGAGAGUUGACAGAUGACUCAUUGGUGGCAGAAAUGGCUACGACGUCGAGCAAGACAAAGCGUACGUCCACCGAUGCAGAAGACUCUAAUACUGGGCGUCGAGCAAUUCAAAAGUCAGCUCAGUCACCCCGUACUCCAUUGAAGCGUGCUGCGACCACGCCGAACCCGAAGUCAGUCACGACAUCGAGCUUGGCAAAACCUGCGCAAAGUAAAGAACUGCGUAGGAUUUCACUGCCGCAAGCAGAUUCAGGUCCCCGAAAUGAGCAAAUUGAAACAGUCUCCACCCAACGAAGGGCAAGUGACACUAUUGGACUUACAGACGCUGCUACGGGUAGUGCUUCCGCCACGCAUAACACUAUACGACCCGUUAGCACAACCUCAGGUACUGCAAAGCGACCAGUCUUUUUUGUGACACAAACUAGUUCUAGUAAGACCACAUCCAGCCUAGGAAAGAGUAGUGGUAUCAGGAUAGUAAACGAACAUAAACUCCAACCUCGUCAAACUUCUGCCUUGUUAAAGAAAACUCGCUUCCAAACAUUACGUCGACAGGGAGAGGCAGAUAAGAGGUCUCGUAGGGAGGGUACACCUGAUAUUGGGGCUCUCAAAUUCGUUAAUGGCCCAUCUGAUGCCGUUGUUUUGAAUUUACAGGCACCACGCAAUGAUCCAUACGCUCGUCGUGAAGCUGGCCAUAGGCGUGUCAUCGCAGAAGAGCCCCGAGACGACGCGCCUCUAGGGCGAGAGUCUACUGACAGGAACAUACCUUUGGAACCCUGGGAGUUUCACAAAGUUCCCCAGGUAUGCUAUCAAUGGAGACUUAGCAAUAACUGCACAAAAACCGCGAGGGAAUGCCGCUUCAUGCAUAGGCAUAAGGAUGACAAGGGCCGCGAUUAUCCUGUAGCGGAUGUGCAAGGUUGGGUACCUGGAAAAUAUCGUAGCCCACCACUCACAUGUCCGUUUUGGCUUAAUGGGCCAAAAGGUUGCAAGAAGUCUGCCGAAGACUGUCAGUUUGCGCACGAAAAUACCGGAUUGACGAAACAUAGCGACCCCACAAUGGGUGAUGUGCGAAUUGACAGUGGUCGGCAGCCAAAGCAUGAUGAUAGCAUAGAAAAUCCGCUCAGAGACAAGAAGACUAUGAAGUCUCUGAGACCAGAUCAGCUUACAUGCUGGUUCUGGAGCAAAGGCCGGUGUCGGAAAACAGAAGAGGAUUGUGCUUACCAGCACAGAAAUACUGGCAUUAUCGCAGAUGGGCCAUAUGAUGCUCAUCAGACGUCCGUUUCUGUGUCAAAUGUGCCUGACGAUAUGGAUGUCGACCAUACCAUCCAGCCGCAUACGACCGAUGAAGCAACACGUACGCCUACUCCCGUAUUAUCCGAACAACCGCAACAGUUCUCAUUCCAGCCACCACCUCCGGCUCCACCUCCACCCAUCAGAAAUGAGGUCGAGAUUCUAUGCAACCAAUUGCAAGCAAACGGAGGCUCAGUUUGCAGACUCGAUUUUGAGGAUAUGUUUGCGAGUAAUGAUGGCGAGGAACCUGGCAAUCUGCUAGAAAGUAGAGCUUUUCUAAUGUACCAUCCCAAAGACCAUUUCGAAGACUUGGAAAUCAUCACUCGAUGGUUGUUAUUGCACCAUGUCCAGGUUGCUAGUACGAGCUAUCAGGGUGCAUGGGCGGUUUUCCAGCAGCAAAUCCUACAAGGAGGUUCGGGCAUCAUCAUUGCACAUCCGGACGUUGAGUACUUCACAGCAUUUCCAGGUUUUGGCAAAAUUCUCCGCAGGGAUGUGCGUGUUUGGUCGGUCGGACUUCAGCCAAGUCCUGAGUACGACCCUGCUUUGACGAAUAUUCCUCCUGUGCUCCGAUAUGAGCGCAUUGAAAUCUUUCCAGUUGGUGGAUUCAUUUACAUCACGGAAGAAGUCUUUGAGACACAGCCACGACUUGCUUUACAGAUCAUCAAGCUCUUCUUCGCAAAGAUUACAAAUCUGAAGAAGCUUGCAGGUCCAUUGGCUCCGUGGCAAGAGGUCGAUGAUGCCAGCUUGUUCUGGCGUCUAUGCGUUCGCCCGGAGUUGAUGGAGUAUCUAUUGCAGAAAUGCGAAGACCAUGCGAUAGAUUUGGACGCUGGAAACGCUGACAUACAGAGUUGCGCCAAGCUCUACACGCUCCUCGCCGAAACCAACUACAUUGAGCAAGACGACCCAGAUGUUCCACUCAACGCUGUAGCCGACAAAUACCCAAUCCUUUCCGAGCGCCGUAUCAUCGCCGAAUGUGAGCCUGUAGACUACUUCAACACAGUCGCACGUAGCAAAGAAGCCGCUAACCUGAAUAUGAUCCGUUACUACGCCGGACUGCAGGUCGACUUGCGUCGUGAUUACCGCCACUUCUACGUGGUACAUACGGAGCCAAAUGCAGGGUAUGUCCAACAGUGGAAGGACGAGAUUCAAACCCUUGCCGAUGUCGUCACACCCGAGCAAUGCAUCAAGGAGUUUAUGAAGGAAGGGCUGGACAGCAUGUUUGACUUUUACGAGCGCUUUAUGCCAGAGAACGCAGGCUCAAAGGCAGGAGUCAAAGACGGUGACAUAACAAUGCGUGCAGGUUAG